Molecule: messenger RNA, 1774 nt
Organism: Ictalurus punctatus (channel catfish)
Lineage: Eukaryota; Metazoa; Chordata; Actinopteri; Siluriformes; Ictaluridae
Gene: itpkca
Product: inositol-trisphosphate 3-kinase Ca
Exons: 7
Coding region: 267-1547 (426 amino acids)
Biological process (GO): inositol phosphate biosynthetic process
Cellular component (GO): cytoplasm; nucleus
Molecular function (GO): inositol-1,4,5-trisphosphate 3-kinase activity; inositol tetrakisphosphate kinase activity
Source: RefSeq, a predicted model, not a curated record
AAGUGAAACCUGCUACUAACAUGCAUCACUGCUGAUGAGCACGCGACAGGCGUGUUUAUUGCAGUUGGCUGUUUCUUACGUGUGUAAGAGAUGAAAGACAAAACGCUGAUGAGUCCCUGAACGGAUUAGCGCAUUAACGACCGAGUAACGUCAAAUCCGAUUAGCCGAGCACGCAAUCACACCACCUGACAAGCACGGAGAUCUGUGCUGGGGGAUCAGUUAAAGCUAGUGAGAUCUGCGGUCCCCAUGGUGCAGGAGUGAUCGGGAUGACUAAAACGCCCGGCAGCGCUGCUCCAUGUCUGGAUGUUGGAGAUAUGAUCCAGAGCUUACACUGGCCGACUCAGGCAGCGCGGGACACCGAGGAGCAGAGCCGUGUUGUCGCCCUGCGUGCAGCUCCUCCUGAGCUCGUCGUGACCUGCGAACCCUGUGUGGCCCAAACCGAGAAGAAGAUCGACCACCGGAACACUAGCGGACUUUCCUGUGGAUCUCAGCCGGAUGAGGAGUCCCUGUGCUCGGAUAGCGGCUUCGGCGGCUCCCCUGCCUCCUCUCUCGGGCUGAGAAAGCUCUCGGACUGCUCCUCCGCGGGCCUCUCUCCCACCUCCAGCUUCGAGGAGUAUGAGGAGGAAUUUCAUGGGAAUAAUGAAGGAAAAGACCACGUGGAGCGGAAUAAAAACAUGGUGAACUGGUCUCCUGUUGUGUUGCCUUUAAAGAAGCGCUCUCCCUGGGUCCAAGUGGUUGGACAUGCAGGUAAUUUUCAGACAGGCAGUAACGGGAAGCUGCUGAAGAAGUACUGCGCGAGCGAACAGCAGUGUCUGCAGCGGCUUAUGGACGAUGUGCUGCGGCCCUUUGUGCCUGCGUACCACGGCGUGACCCGGCGAGACGAGCAGGACUACAACCUCAUGGACGACUUGCUGUCGUACUUUGACUCGCCCUGCAUUAUGGACUGCAAAAUGGGAAGCCGGACCUACUUGGAGGAGGAGCUGAUGAAAGCGCGGAAGAAUCCUCAGCCUCGUAAAGACAUGUACGAGAAGAUGGUCGCGGUGGACCCCGAGGCUCCGACUCCGGAGGAAAACGUCCAGCAAGCGGUGCUUAAAACCAGAUACAUGCAGUGGAGAGAGACGCUGAGCUCCACGGCCACACUGGGCUUCCGCAUCGAGGGCAUCAAGAAAUCGGACAGUACCUGUAACACCAAUUUUAAAAGGACAAAGUAUAAGGAGGAGGUGAUUCAGGCGCUGGACGACUUUGUUGACGGCAAUGUCUCGCUGCUGAGACAUUACCAACAGAGAUUAAAGGAGCUGCGGGUGAUGCUCGAGAAAUCGGACUUCUUCAAAACGCACGAGGUGGUUGGAAGCUCGCUGCUGUUCGUUCAUGACCAGAGCGGCCGUGCUGGCGUGUGGAUGAUCGACUUUGGGAAGACCGUGUCGGUGCCUCCUCCUCUCACGCUGGACCACCGCAGCCCGUGGGUGGAGGGAAACCGAGAGGAUGGCUACCUCUGGGGCCUGGACAAUUUUAUUGACAUUUUGACUGCCAUGCUCUCUGUGCAGUGAGAAUGAAUGCGUUUUAUCUCUUGGAAAACAAAUGUCUGUAAAUGUAAGCGUGUAAAUAGAUUUUUAUUUAAUUUUAUUUUUAAUAUGGCGUAGUUUAUAUUUCGUGGGUUGGUCUUUCGCUAAAGGAUGGAACCUGUAAGUUCUUUUUUAGUGUUCGAUAAAAGAAUUUGUACUGCAGGUUCCAGUUUGUCCAGUGUUGUUGUUGUUGUUGUUGUUGUUGUUGUUAU